Messenger RNA from Sorex fumeus (smoky shrew), 1629 nucleotides. RefSeq names its product G protein-coupled receptor kinase 7 (gene GRK7). The record is from RefSeq and is a predicted model, not a curated record. Gene Ontology annotation, cellular component: cytoplasm. Bases 1 to 1629 code for a protein of 542 amino acids. Lineage: Eukaryota; Metazoa; Chordata; Mammalia; Eulipotyphla; Soricidae. The transcript is spliced from 4 exons. Gene Ontology annotation, molecular function: rhodopsin kinase activity; ATP binding. Gene Ontology annotation, biological process: protein phosphorylation; signal transduction; regulation of signal transduction.
AUGGUGGACAUGGGGGGCCUGGACAAUCUCAUCGCCAACACAGCCUACCUGCAGGCGCGCAAGAGCAGGGACGCGGACAGCCGCGAGCUGCAGCGGCGCCGCCGCAGCCUGGCCCUGCCCGCGCUGCCCAGCUGCGAGCCGCUGCGCCGGGCGCUGCCCCGCGACUUCCACAGCCUGUGCGAGCUGCAGCCCAUCGGCCGCCGCCUCUUCGGGGCCUUCCUGGCCACCGUGCCCGCCUACGGCCCGGCCGCCGCCUUCCUGGAGGACGUGCAGGCCUGGGAGCUGGCCGAGGAGGCCCCGGGCCGCGCGCGCGCCGGGCAGGCGCUGCUGGCCACCGGCGCGGCCAGCCCGCACCCCUUCCUCAGCCCCGCGCUGGCCGACAGGUGCCAAGCCGCCGGCCCCGACGAGCAGGACGCCCUGGUGGCCCUGGCCAAAGCGGAGGCCGUGGCCUUCCUGCAGGACCGGCCCUUCCAGGAGUUCCUGGGCAGCCCCUUCUACGACAAGUUCCUGCAGUGGAAGGCCUUCGAGCGGCAGCCCGUGUCCGACAAGUACUUCACCGAGUUCCGGGUGCUGGGCAAGGGCGGGUUUGGGGAGGUCUGCGCCGUGCAGGUGAGGGACUCGGGCAAGAUGUAUGCCUGUAAGAAGCUGGACAAGAAGCGACUGAAGAAGAAGAAUGGGGAGAAGAUGGCGCUGUCGGAGAAGGAGAUCCUGGAGCGCGUCCGCAGCCCCUUCAUCGUGUCCCUGGCCUACGCCUUCCAGACCAAGUCCCACCUCUGCCUGGUCAUGAGCCUGAUGAACGGCGGGGACCUCAAGUUCCACAUCUACCACGUGGGCACGCGGGGCCUGCCGCUGAGCCGCGUGGUCUUCUAUUCGGCGCAGAUGGCCUGCGGCCUGCUGCACCUGCACGCCCAGAGCAUUGUCUACCGGGACCUGAAGCCCGAGAACGUCCUCCUGGACGAUGCCGGCAACUGCAGGCUGUCCGACCUGGGGCUGGCCGUGCAGGUCCCCGAGGGCAAGGCCAUCACACAGAGGGCUGGGACCCAUGGCUAUAUGGCCCCUGAAAUCCUCAUGGAGAAGGCGAGUUACUCCUACCCCGUGGACUGGUUUGCGCUGGGCUGCAGCAUUUACGAGAUGGUGGCCGGGCGGACGCCGUUCAAAGACUACAAGGAGAAGGUGACGAAAGAGGACUUGAAGCAGAGGACCCUGAGGGACGAGGCCAGCUUCCAGCACGAGAACUUCACCGAGGACACCAAAGCCAUCUGCCGUCUCCUCCUGGCCAAGAAACCAGAGCAACGCUUGGGCAGUAGGGGCAAGUGUGAUGACCCCCGGAAACACCCCUUCUUCCAAGCCAUCAACUUCCCGCGCCUGGAGGCCGGCCUGGUGGAGCCGCCGUUCGCGCCCGACCCCUCCGUGGUCUACGCCAAGGACGUCGACGACAUCGAGGACUUCUCGGAGGUCCGCGGGGUCGAAUUCGACGACAGAGACAGAGACUUCUUCGAGAGAUUCGCCACCGGGGCGGUGCCCACGGCGUGGCAGGAGGAGAUGCUGGAGACGGGCCUGUUCGAGGAGCUCAACGACGCCAGCCGGCCCGCGGCCAGCGCCAGGUCCGCCGUGUGUGCGCUCCUCUAG